Linum tenue is the source of this 3733-nucleotide messenger RNA. The record is from the annotation of a GenBank genome assembly. NCBI's taxonomy places the organism in Eukaryota, Viridiplantae, Streptophyta, Magnoliopsida, Malpighiales, Linaceae.
AUGGCGGCAAGAACCGAUCAAUCGAUGGUAGUGGAGCAGGGUAUCGACGACAGGCUGAGCACCUUACCGGACGAACUCAUCGCCCACAUCCUCUCUCUCCUGCCAACCAAGUACGCCGUGGGAACCGCCGUCCUGAGCCGGCGGUGGACGGAUCUCUGGACUAGGGUUUCCAAUCUCGAUUUCGACGAAGAGACAGAAGUACGAUACACCAUCAAGGCUAAGAAGCUUUCCUACAGACUCUCCCGCACAGUAAAUGGUGGUGGCAGCUGGCUUCAAUGGUGGAAGCAACUGAAGCCAAUUGAUGUUGCUGAUGAGUACAUACUGAGGAAUGUUGAAUUUGAAGCCAGAGCAGGUGAAAUCAUGGCCAUUGCUGGUCCAAGUGGUGCUGGUAAGACCACAUUGCUUCAGAUACUCGGCGGCAGCCUGGUUACAGGUUGUCGCCAGGCUUCUUCACGAGUCUCCGGUGAAGUACUCGUGAACGAGAAGCCGAUGAAUGCAUCUUGGUUCCGCAGAAUAUCUGGAUAUGUGACCCAGGAUGAGGCACUCUUCCCACUUCUCACAGUAGAGGAGAUGGUCUUGUACGCAGCUCGGCUCAGGUUAGGUGGAGGGGUCCAACUGGCUCGAGCCAGAGCGGAGAUUCUAUUGAAGGAGCUAGCUCUUGAACGUGUUGCCAGUGUCAGGAUUGGAGAUGAAGCUAGCAGGGGAAUUUCAGGUGGCGAGAAGCGAAGAGUGUCCAUCGCUGUUGAGCUAGUUCAUAACCCUGCUGUUCUUCUCAUUGACGAACCAACCUCCGGUUUGGAUUCUGGAUCGGCUCUUAAUGUGGUUCAGCUGCUUCAAUCCAUGGCUGCAGACCAUGGUAAGACGAUUGUGCUGACCAUCCAUCAGCCUGGGUUUCGUAUCCUCAAGGUGUUCGAUUGGGUUCUGCUGCUGUCGAAUGGAGCUGCUCUGUAUGAAGGAACGCUUGCAUCGCUCGAGGAGCGACUUAUAUCAGCUGGUUGUUGCAUUCCAAGACAUGUCAAUGUGGUGGAGUUCGCCAUUGAUGUGCUGAAAACCUUGAGAAGAGAUGAUGGUGAAAGAAGUGAAGAUCACAGUAGCGAUGAAGACGAGUUAUGUUAUGACGUGCAUAUGAAGAAAACUAGAGUAUCCUACUCCAACGGUCGAUUCACAGAGGUGUGGAUACUUGGACAGAGAUUCUUCAGCAUAAUCUGCAGAACAAAUCAGCUCUUCACCUCCAGAAUGGUACAAGCGCUAGCUGCUGGACUAGUGCUGGGGACCAUAUUCAUGAAUGGAAGAGAUGAACCAAACAGGUACGUGCUCGAAACUCAAGUCGGAUUCUUCGCCUUCAGCCUCACGUUCUUGCUGUCAUCCACAACGGAAGCUCUGCCAAUAUUCCUACAAGAGAGAAGAAUCCUACUGGUGGAGAUAUCAAAGGGAUCAUACAGAGUCUCUUCUUACAUCGUAUCGAAUGCGCUCGUGUUCCUUCCUUUCCUGUUCGUCGUGGCUGCGCUGUACAGCCUCCCAUCAUACUGGCUAAUUGGACUGAGAAGAGACAUGGAUGGGUUUCUGUACUUCUUACUAGUGGUAUGGCUGGUGGUGAUGAUGUCAAACUCCAUGGUUGCAUGCUUCAGCGCCUUAGUACGAGAUUUCAUCACAGGGACAUCCUUGAUUGCCUGCUUCAUGGGAUCCUUCUUCCUGUUCUCUGGGUACUUCAUAGCCAAAGACGACAUGCCUGAGAUUUGGGUGUUCAUGCACUACCUGAGCUUGUUUAAGUACCCAUUGGAGUGCUUUAUGAUAAAUGAGUAUGGGGGAGAGCAAGGCAAGAGAAGAUGCUUGGAGUUCGUUGAUGGAAUCUGCUCUCUGGAUGGGCAAGGAUUCUUGAAGCUGCAAGGUCUUAAGGAGUCUCAGAAGUGGAGUAAUAUCGCAGUAAUGUUAGAGGCACCUCCAAACCUUUCAUCCAUGGAGAAGAACGCUGCUAAAAUGGCGAGGACUGACAAAUGGAAGGUACCGGAGCCGGGAAUCGACGACAGGCUGACCUCUCUACCUGACGAAAUCAUCUCCCACAUCCUCUCUUUUCUGCCAACCAAGUACGCCGUGGGUACCGCCGUCCUCAGCCGGCGGUGGACGGAUCUCUGGACUAGGGUUUCCAAUCUCGAUUUCGACAACCGCCUGUUCAGAGUUCACAGAGAACUAAUGGAGAUGCCUUCGUCUUCAAGGAGCUCAUCAUCGAGGCAUCACCGCCGCCAUCGGGGAGAGGAGAAAUUCGUGUCGACUGUUAUUUCGCCGGCGAUCAGCGGGAAGACUUGCUCGAUAUGUUUGACGCCGCUCCACGAUCACCGCAGAGCGGCGGUGAUUUCCGUCUGCUUGCACGCGUAUUGCUUGCAGUGCAUACGGCGGUGGAGCGAGUUGAAGAGGCGGUGUCCUCUCUGCAACGCGGAGUUCGAUUCCUGGUUCUGCAGGAUCAGCCUCUCGUCUCGGCGAUUUGAGACGGAGAAACUUCCGCCGCCUACAGCUCCGGUGAAAGCCAAGAGCUCCAUGGCGGUGGCAAUUCGGCGCGGCAGAUUCGCUUCUCGGAAUGCAUUACGGACGGUUCAUAAUGAUAACCGGAUAUCACAGCCUUUACCUAGGCGGCGAACUUUUGCCGGAGGGGAAAGAAGACUUCAGUGGCGGGAAAGCAUAUACAAGCAAUGCUUGCUAGCUGUUCCCAUGGCUGAUACUUCUCGUGGUAGGCGUAAGAACACAACAGUUGAAGGAAUGUUACAGAGAAUAGAACCAUGGAUCCGGAGGGAGCUGCAGGCUGUGCUCGAUGAUCCAGAUCCGUCUGUAAUUGUCCAUGUGGCCUCCUCGUGUUUCAUAGAAAGCGUUGAACGAAAAUCCGAUUUUCAAUCUGGCGGCAACGGUGUUGUGGGCGACUUACUCGGUCCUAUAAGGCCUUUUCUGGGUGACUGGGCUGAUACUUUCUGGCAUGAGCUUAGAUGUUUUGCUGAAAGUUCACUGAAUAUGGAAACAUAUGAUGAGGUUGUUAACUAUGUACCAUCACAAGAUUUUGAUGAAGCCAGGCCUCCAAGGAUACAUCUGCUCAGAUAAACUCGGAAGAGUUAUGGACUAGCUAGAUUCAUGAAGCUGCUUGAAGUGGUACCUGUGAAUGCUGUUGUAGGCAACCUUUUAAUAUUUUCAGCCAGGGGAACUAAAAUGGGCAAAUAGUCAGGUGGCGAAAAGGAUCCCCCUGCUCCCUGAAGUCGAUGGCGCAUCAAAUGACCAUCUAUUUCCUCCAGAAGCAUCGACUUUGUGUAGUUCUAUGUAGGUCCUACUUCCCAUGGUAUCUUGAGCGAUUUUACUUUCUUCUCUUGAACAGAUGGAUGGUACAAUGUUGUCAACCGCUGCACCAACCUGACUCUUUGAUUCAUCACACUUCAUCUGCUUCGGCGAUGAGGGUUUAUCGUAAAGAGGAAAGUGGAGGUACGGAAAGCUCUCUGAUUUUACCCUGUGUAUGGAACGAAGAGGGGAUGCCGAGAUGCUGGCUACCAUCCUUCUCUACAGCAGGUCUCCUUAAGUAACUGAUACUAGGGAUGGAAGCAAGAUAUCGUCUUGAGAUCAAUAGUUAUUGAUACUUAUAUUUUACUUGUAAUUUAACAUCAAUAACAUUGUCUUUCUAUGUCGAAAAUAUCAGUUGUUGAUUGUUCACAAAUGUACUGUCACAAGUGAAGAUAUAAAACAAUACGUGUUAUUGUUGCCA